Molecule: messenger RNA, 2270 nt
Organism: Owenia fusiformis
Lineage: Eukaryota; Metazoa; Annelida; Polychaeta; Sabellida; Oweniidae
Source: the annotation of a GenBank genome assembly
GAGAGCUAAGCAGUGUAUGCUGUACAUUUGCUCAAAGUAGUGCUAAGUUGAAUGAAAUAGUAUGUUUUACUACUGAUGGAUUUCUGGUGGAUUUCUUGAGGCGAUUUGAUAUAUACGAAGAUUUUGAAUCAAAAGCAAUAUACAAACUUGAUUAUUUUGACAACUUUAUAUAUGAUUGGAGGAGUAACAGGACCAAUAUGAUCAGCGUUAUACUAUUGGUAACAGCAGUUGUUUCUUAUCUUGUGUAUAAACGAUUGCGUGAUCCUCUUAAUUCCAUCCCUGGUCCAUGGCCUCUACCUUUCCUUGGCAAUGCACUCAUGAUAGACAGAACUGGACCCCACCAUACGAUCCUGGCCAUAGCCAGAAAAUACGGAGACAUUUGCAAAGUGAAGAUAUUGGAUAAAACAUUGGUUGUUUUAAGUAGUAAGGAAUUUAUACACGAAGCUCUGGUCACAAAGUCAGUAGACUUCGCAGGGCGUCCGACAAGUUUCAGGAUACGUAUGGUAUUUGAAGGAAAGGAUAUCGGACUUCAGGAUUUUGGGGCUCCGUAUGUUCAGUUAAAGAAGACCGCUCAUAAAGGGUUAAAACAAUAUGGUGAUGGACUGGGUUCGAUCGUUGAACUCUCUUUGAAAGAAAUCAACUACUGUAAAGACGUUUUCAGAUCAUUUAAGGGCGAGCCUUUCGACCCCAACGACAUGAUAUACAGAAGCAUACUGAAUAUUAUUCUUAUUAUGCUACUUGGUGAACGAUUUGAGCGUGGAGACCCCUGGUUUGAAUCAGUUGUGAAGAUGGACACCAAUAUUGGCGAAUUAUUGAGUGGUUCCAAUGGAGUAGAACUUGAUCAGUUCCCCUGGUUGCGUUUCCUUGGUAACAAGAAUUACAAAAGGCUCUUAAAAUUUCUCGAAUCGAGAGAUGAUUUUUUUAGUCAUUGGAUAAACAAACACCGGAAUACAUUGAAUGCCAACGAAGCAAGGGAUUUCAUGGAUAGCUUGUUGAUAGGCCAGCAAGCCACAGCAAACUCUGAAAAUCCAAUCACAGACGACAAUAUCAAGAAUUCGUGUACAAACAUAUUAAUGGCAGGAAUACGGACAACGUAUGCAACAAUGAUGGCAUUUCUAUUUGCUAUGGUCUCACACGAGGAAGUACAAGCGAAAUUACAAGAGGAGAUAGACAGAGUUGUUGGUGAUCGCCAAGUGGCCUUAGAAGAUAAAGACAAUAUGCCAUAUAUGCAGGCUACGCUGAGAGAGGUUCUAAGAUACGCUACUGUUGACCCAUUAGGGGUUCCACAUAGAACGACCAAAGAAACUACUAUCGGUGGACAUAUUCUACCAAAGGGAACAAACGUUUGGACUAAUCUAUGGGCAAUGCACCAUGACGAGCGAUAUUUUGAUGAUCCGUGGCACUUUAAACCUGAACGAUUCCUUGAUUGUAAUGGGAAAUAUACAGCCAUGGAUGACAGAAUGAAGCCAUUUGGUGCUGGGAGGAGGGCUUGUCUCGGUCAGGUCCUUGCAAAGACAAGAUUGUUUCUGUUCAUCACUACACUGUUACAACAUUUUAAAUUCCACCCUCCGUCUUCAGGGAUACCCAUCCCAGAUGCGAGGCAGUUUCCUAUGUCAGGACCAACGCUAAGGCCACCACCGUUUAAUUUGAUAGCUGUUGAUAGGAGGUGAUGGGAAUUCAAGACACGAAGUGGGAAGUGCACACUAACCAGACAAUGUUAAUCCAAUGGGCCAUCGUACGAAUUUGAACUUAUAUAUUUCUCGAUCCAAGAUUUCAGAAAAUCAACCAUGUACGUAUAUACCAUGUUAAAGAACAAUAUGUCCACAACCAGUGAUAAAAACAUCAAUGUAGCAAUGGCAGCGCGCAAACUUUGGGUAGACGUUGUCAUACCGGAUGUCCAACAAACGUCUCUGGAACACAAAGGUAUUCGAAUGAUCUUUGAUUGGACAUCAUGGUGCAAUCGUAUUCUUACUAAGUGGCUCAACAAUGAAUAAAAGAGGUUAAAGGCCCCGUUCAGGGACAAUUCUUCAAGUUAAACAAACAAAAUAGGCGACAUCAAUAAUAACUUUGACAUUUUAUAAGGACGAGUGAUAACUGGUGUAUUGUUGAAAGAUGGCAUACUAACCUGUGACGCCAUUUUUGUUUUAAAAGUCCUAGAUACCUUGCUUAUGAUCUUAUAUUCUGGCGAUAAAAGUGAAUUCCACACUCUUGAUUAUGGCCAUUAUGGGAAUAAACGCAACAUCAUUUCUGCUAAAAUGAUUUACAGUUUU